CAAUAAUGAUGAUUCUAAUAAUGAACCUGAUUUUCUUCCCGCAAAACUAGUAAAGUACAAACAAAAACAAAAACAAAGAUAUAGUGGUAAUAUCAGUUAUUCAUUAGUUUUAAUCGAGCAAAUUGAACAGCUUCUUUUGAUUGAGAUGAUGAUG
This is a messenger RNA of Funneliformis caledonium, 154 nucleotides long. Lineage: Eukaryota; Fungi; Glomeromycota; Glomeromycetes; Glomerales; Glomeraceae. The record is from the annotation of a GenBank genome assembly.